GGGGCGGAGCCACAUUGAGCAAAGUCGAGGAAGAAUUUUGUCAAACAUCAAGAUAUUUCUACAGCAUCUACCCAACAGUGAGUGGUGUAAACGUGCUCUGGCGCUGACCUGUCGAGAUGGCUGACAACAGGGACAAAGCUACCGAUCAAAUGAAGACGUGGAAGGAGAACAGGGCGCUCCAGAGGCCAGACACACUGACCACAGGGGCCGGCCAUCCCGUUGGAGAUAAGCUGAACGUGCAGACUGCGGGACCGAGGGGCCCUCUGCUUGUCCAAGAUGUGGUCUUCACAGAUGAGAUGGCCCACUUUGACCGGGAGCGAAUCCCAGAGAGGGUGGUGCAUGCCAAAGGGGGCGGAGCGUUUGGCUACUUUGAAGUGACUCAUGACAUCACUCGCUACUGCAAGGCCAAUGUCUUUGAACAUGUCGGCAAGACCACGCCCAUCGCUGUCCGCUUCUCAACCGUGGCUGGCGAAACCGGAUCAGCAGACACAGUGCGAGACCCCCGAGGCUUUGCAGUCAAGUUUUACUCUGAGGAGGGCAACUGGGACCUGACUGGCAACAACACCCCCAUUUUCUUCAUCAGGGACGCCAUACUGUUCCCGUCCUUCAUCCACUCCCAGAAGCGCAAUCCCCAAACCCACAUGAAAGACCCUGACAUGGUGUGGGACUUCUGGAGCCUGAGGCCUGAGAGUCUGCAUCAGGUGUCUUUCUUGUUCAGCGAUCGAGGUUUGCCUGAUGGCUUCCGUCACAUGAACGGCUACGGCUCUCACACCUUCAAACUGGUCAACGAUGAUGGCGAGUGCUUCUACUGCAAGUUCCACUUCAAGACGGAUCAAGGAAUAAAGAAUCUGUCAGUAGAGGAGGCCAACCGCAUGGCAUCCACCAACCCAGAUUAUGCCAUUGGAGACCUGUUCAACUCCAUUGCCAAUGGAAACUACCCAUCCUGGACAUUCUUCAUCCAGGUCAUGAGCUUCGAGCAGGCUGAGAAGUUCCAGUGCAACCCCUUCGACGUCACAAAGGUUUGGUCACACAAAGAAUACCCGUUGAUCCCUGUGGGAAAGAUGGUGCUCAACAGGAACCCAGUCAACUACUUUGCAGAGGUGGAGCAGCUGGCCUUUGACCCCAGCAACAUGCCACCGGGCAUUGAGCCCAGCCCCGACAAGAUGCUGCAGGGUCGCCUCUUCUCCUACCCAGACACACAUCGACACCGGCUUGGAGCCAACUACCUGCAGAUCCCCGUAAACUGCCCCUUCAGGACCCGCGUGACCAACUACCAGCGCGACGGUCCGAUGUGCAUGUUUGACAACCAAGGUGGAGCUCCAAACUACUUUCCCAACAGCUUCAGUGCCCCGGAGACCCAGCCUCGGUUUGUGGAGUCCAAGUUUCAGGUGUCUCCAGAUGUGGCACGUUGCAACAGUGCAGAUGACGAUAAUUUUACACAGGUUCGCACCUUCUUCACGCAGGUCCUGAACGAAGACGAGCGCCAGAGACUUUGCCAGAACAUGGCAGGGGCCCUGAAGGGAGCCCAGCUCUUCAUCCAGAAACGCAUGGUUGAGAACUUGAAUGCUGUCCACCCGGACUAUGGAAACCGGGUUGAGACGCUUCUCAAUGAGUACAAUGGGGAGGCCAAGAAGAACACAGCUGUGCAUGUUUACAGCCGUCCGGGAGUCUCGGCCAUCGCUGCCUCCUCCAAGAUGUGAGGACUUCAAUUUCCGCCUCUUCCAUUUAUCUUCUAGCAAAUGCACUUUUGUGAUUACCAACUGCUACUACCAGUGACACGAUUGGGAUUAACUUUCAAACUACCGUCGGUGCCGAGACUGGAAUACUAACCUUGUAGUGUCAGGGUUGGGUUGGUUCAUUUUGAAUUCAGUCAAUCCAAACAAUUGAUUUUCUCUAAAAUUCUCAAAGCUAGCAAUACUCUAUGAUGAGAUUAAUGAAUCUCUCUAUCAUGGCGUCUAAUUCUUUUAGUGCUCGACUUUUAGCAUUUAUUAGCAUUUUUGUUUGUCUGCAUUAAAUCAAUUAACCCCAACUGCUGUUGAGUACUAUGACAAGUGAUAAUUGUUUCGUUUAAUUACGUACUCAGGUUUUGUGUGCACUACUAUGUUAUGAUGAUCCAACUCUUUUCUUUGGCUUAAGUUUAACUUAAAGAAAACAAAUCCAGCUAUUCAAAGUGUCUUCAGUCUUGGAUCACAUUUAUAAAAUACCUUGAUUUGUUAUGCAGGAUUGGCUCGUGGCUGUGCUAAUGGCAGGGCUUUUGUUCACUAUGGGCAAUGAUCACUAUGUUUUAUUUGUAUGAGUAGAACUGGCAAUGGGAAACCCUUGUCAGUCUUACUGUUGUUUUCUUGUGGGCAUCAGCAUAUUGUUAAAAAGUAAGGUUCAAGAUGAGGACUUAUUUCCGUUACAGCUAAAACAAUAGUGCCUUUUUUGUGGAUGAAAACGACCAAAUACAGAUCAUUUUGCCCUUAAACUAGAAGAAUCACUUAUGAUUUGCUGACAGUUUUUAUUUGUUAGUUUUCCACAUUUCUUCACAUGUAGGAAGAGACUGAGUCAAUAGUAACCUAAUGAUCAAAGAUGUGAAUCUACAUUGACUAAUGCGUUCCGUUCCAAAAUGGUAAAGUGUUUAACGGCAUAUUACAAAGUGUGACACAGUUUGUAGAGGAGCCUCAGAGUUUCAGUUUAAAGAUAUCAUGUCGGUCACUUUCAGACUACAAAGAUCCACAACAGCAAACAAUCAAAGGUAGCACCGUCCAAUGGGAAUUGUCUGUCACAUGCUUUGUUGUGUAUUUGUAAACUCUCAAAUGAUCAUCUCAAUGUAACAUUUCUGUUUUCAUUAAUGUUCAAGUGAACCUUUUUCGGAUGAGAUGUGUGUUCAGUGCCUGUAUUAAUGAACUUGUAAACAAAGCGUAUCAGCAGCUUC
Molecule: messenger RNA, 2917 nt
Organism: Anarrhichthys ocellatus (wolf-eel)
Lineage: Eukaryota; Metazoa; Chordata; Actinopteri; Perciformes; Anarhichadidae
Gene: cat
Product: catalase
Exons: 13
Coding region: 117-1700 (527 amino acids)
Biological process (GO): response to hydrogen peroxide; hydrogen peroxide catabolic process
Cellular component (GO): mitochondrion; cytoplasm; peroxisome
Molecular function (GO): catalase activity; heme binding
Source: RefSeq, a predicted model, not a curated record